This is a messenger RNA of Scheffersomyces stipitis CBS 6054, 942 nucleotides long. RefSeq lists its product as uncharacterized. NCBI's taxonomy places the organism in Eukaryota, Fungi, Ascomycota, Pichiomycetes, Serinales, Debaryomycetaceae. The record is from RefSeq and is a predicted model, not a curated record. The coding region runs from base 1 to 942 and encodes 313 amino acids. The transcript has a single exon.
AUGCCGUUCCAACUAGCUCCCCCACAAAUCGGAGUUGUCCAUGCCUAUGGCUACAACAGAACAGCGUUUGAGUUCACCUCCACACCCCACGACCAAGCACCCAACGUUCUACUCUUCGUGGCUGGUCUUACCAAUGGUAUCCUCGACGUGCCCUAUCUACCUCAACUAGCCGAGAAAAUAGCCAAACUCAACACCAAGGAUGGAAAAUGGGUGCUCUUCCAAAUCAUCAUAACUUCGUCUUAUAAUGGAUGGGCUACCUCGUCGUUGAAAAACGAUACCAGAGACAUAGCCAAGUUCAUUUCCUACUUGAGAUCCCUGCCAGGAGGCUCCAGAAAGAAAGUAGUGCUCAUGGGCCACUCUACAGGCUGCCAGGAUACGAUUGAAUAUAUCUCGAAAACACAAUACAAACCCAACUUCGCUGCUCUGUCUAAAAUCGAUGCCGGUAUCUUACAAGCUCCAAUUUCAGACCUGGAAGCCUUGCGAUUGAACUCAGGACUUUCUGAGGACAGCUUUGAGGAGUUGCUCAAUGUAGUUCAAGAGGAGUAUCUCGAUAAAGGCAAAUCUAGCCAUAUAUUACCUGACAACUACACUAAAAUCGUUUUCAACACUCCCAUAUCUGCCUAUAGGUUCUAUUCGUUGGCCAGCAAGAGAGGAGACGACGAUUAUUUCUCGUCGUACUUGACUCGGCAGGAUUUCAAGGAAUCCUUCGGUAAAGUAAAUGUGCCAUUACUCACUCUCUACGGAUCCAAGGACCAGUUUGUUCCUGACUUUGUAGACAAGGAGAAACUUAUUGAGGAGUGGAAACAAGCAACCGACCCUGAGUACUGGAGCCCACUAAGCAAAAUUCUUAAAGGUGCUACUCAUGAUGUUGGAGAAGGCUCUGAUGAGGAUGCAGUGGAAGAUCUACUAGACACAGUGUAUAAGUUCAUUGAAUCAUUAUAG